CUGUCAAAUCAAGUUGUUCUGCGUCGUAAGCCUUCUGUUACAAGUCGUCUUACUUCUCGGAAAAGUGCCCCGGUUCUUAAUCAGAUUUUUGAGGAAGGGGAAUCUGAUGAUGAAUUUGAUAUGGAUGAGAAUUUGCCUCCAAAACUUAGUCGGCUAAAAAUGAAUAUUGCUUCACCCAGCACUGUGCAUAAACAUUACCACAGAAGGAAAAGUCAGUGCCGUGGAUCUAGUUGCAGUAGCUCAGAAACAAGUGAUGAUGACUCAGAAAGCAGGCGAUGUCUAGAUAAAGAUAAUGGAUUUACUUACUCCUGGCAUAGAAGAGAUAGUAGUGAAGGUCCUCCAGGAAAUCAAGGAGAUGGAAGUGGACAAGGAAAACCAAGCAAUGGAAAUGGAGGGAUUGACAAAACAAGUCCUGGUGAUAAUCAUAAAGAGGGUGGCAGUCCUUCCAGUAGCUCUAGUGGAAGCACGAAUAAUAAUUCAGGUUCUACUCGCAGAUGUGCAGGAUCUGGUAAUUCUGUACAGUUGUCAUCAAAAAGUGUGGGUGAUCUGGUUGAAAGCUUCAAGUUGAUGAGCAUUUGUUUAGGUUCUCAGAUUCACAGUAGCACUAAAUACAUAAUUGAUCCCCAAAACAUUUCAUUUUCCAGUGUGAAGGUGCAGGAGAAAUCAACAUGGAAAAUGUGCAUAAAUUCUGGGAGUGUAAAUCCAGUUUCAUCUUUGGGCAACAUAAAAUUAUUUUCUGACCAAAUGUCAGAUGCAGCAAAUGAGUUAGAACGAAUAAAGAACAAGAACUUGAAAAAUAAUGUGCUACAACUACCUCUAUGUGAAAAAACAAUAUCUCUGGAUAUUCAGCGAGACCCAAAGGAGGGACUGUUAUGUACAUUGGGUCAGACAACUUGCUGUCAUGUUGUUUGA
Molecule: messenger RNA, 912 nt
Organism: Thamnophis sirtalis
Lineage: Eukaryota; Metazoa; Chordata; Lepidosauria; Squamata; Natricidae
Source: RefSeq, a predicted model, not a curated record